Messenger RNA from Musca vetustissima, 795 nucleotides. RefSeq lists its product as uncharacterized. Gene Ontology annotation, cellular component: nucleus; DNA ligase IV complex; DNA-dependent protein kinase-DNA ligase 4 complex. Lineage: Eukaryota; Metazoa; Arthropoda; Insecta; Diptera; Muscidae. The coding region runs from base 1 to 795 and encodes 264 amino acids. Gene Ontology annotation, biological process: DNA recombination; double-strand break repair via nonhomologous end joining; positive regulation of ligase activity. The transcript has a single exon. Gene Ontology annotation, molecular function: DNA binding. The record is from RefSeq and is a predicted model, not a curated record.
AUGUCAAAUAAAGUAAUUUCCGUAAAUAAACUCCUAAAAACCACCGAUAUUGGAGGCGACUGCAAAUCCUAUUUUUACAUACAAACAAAAUGGCUGGAUGACCAAAUUUUACUAAAAUUACAAGAUUCCCAAACGAAUCAAUGCUAUUCGGGAUCAGUGAGUGUCGCCCAAUUGAAGGAAUCAGCCAACGAAUUAAAUAUUCCAUACAAUGAAUACUACGAAGAAUGCCGUCAAGCCCUCACCACUUACAUUGCACUGCCCGGUUGUACCUAUAAAUUAGAUGAAGAUGACAAUGCCUUUAAGAUAUGGAAAUCUGAACCGGGAUCUAUACCAAUGUUAUAUCUGGAAAUACCCUUAAAAACAAUGCGACAUCAUUAUGAUAUUUUGGAUACAGCAGUGGAAGAACUACAAAAUCAAAAUAAAGCUUUAAGUGAACGGGUGGAAAAAGCACACAAAUUUGAUGAACAUUCACGGGCGCUACUGGACGAUUACCGGCUGUGCGUUGAGGAGAAAAAUAAAUUGGAAAGGCGUCUUUUGAGAAAAGUAGCUGCAUUAUUGAAUACGAAAAAACAAAAAAUUGCCGAGUUGGAGGAGCGUCUAAGCAAAUAUGAAAAUGUGAAUCGAAAUAACGAGGAGGAUGAGGAACAAAUGCAUGAAGAUGAUGAGGAUAGUCGAGGUAGCCGACCGGAAAGCUCAAAGAAACGUAGAAAACAGAUUAUCGAAAGUGAAACAGAGGAUGAAGAUGACUUCAAUGCAGAAACAGAACCCUUGACAAUGCCUGAAGUGAGUGCGUAG